UAUAUUUCAAUGGAAAAUUCACCUUCCUCAAGAGUUGAUGUCGAACGCAAAACGCAACAAUACAGAACACAUUUUCGCUAAAAGUGCAAAGUGAAAAAAAAUCAUAAAAAAUAUAUAAAACGAAGUUAAACGAACCGUGUGGAAGAGAAAAUUGCAUAGCAAACGCAACUUUUUCUGCACCUACAACGUAAACCAGUUGUGCACAUUUCUUCAAUAUAUCUAAAAUUGCAAUUUUUCUAGAAUAUUCUGUUGAAAUUUGAGCAAAAUAACCAUUUAGCUUAAACACUGUACAAUAAUCUGUUACGCUUUUCGCUGCAAUUUGAAAAAAUAAAGCUGUUUAGGUGAAGGAUAAAAUCUGGUGAAGCAAGACGAGCCUGUGAGCAAGGGGUGUAUUACAUAAGCGCGGCAGGAGGAAGUGUUUUUUUUUCACAAUCUCUUGUGUAAUAAUAAUCUUCCUUCCAAGCUCAGAGUUAUAAAAGAUAAAGGCAAGGCAAAACGUGAAGCGGGCGGCACCUAAUGAUAUUUGUUGGUGCACGUUGCGCCCCCCCACACACUGCAUAGUGGUCAUACAAUUCACUUGCGAUUCAGUGCAGUGGCAAAUGAAAGAAGCGCCGUGUGUGUAGUGUAAUACGUCUUUUACUUGGCAUAUUUACGCGCACGAACUGUAUCCACAGUCAUCGUAACCUGUCGGCGGAUCCCCGCGUGAAGCGCCGCUGCGCAAUUUCACAAUUCCCAGCCAUUAAAGGGUACAUUUGCGGGAACGUUUUCGAAAACGUGUCGUCUGUUGUUGUGGUUGACUUGUGAUCACACUCUGUUUGCCGGUGCUAAUAAAACCUAUCUGAUAUUCAGAUUUGUUGUUUUUCCUUUUGCCGCGAACGACUAAAAAAGUUAAAAAACCGGCAACAGCCGGCAUAAUUUUUGUUUUCUCUAUUCAUUGUGCAUUGAAAUUGAAAUUGUACAUUUAAAAAGUGCGGAAAAAGUUAUCGUGUGAUUAUGUCCCAGAAUCAACGUGAUACGCUCAUACAUUUGGUUGCUGGCGGAACCGCCGGUACAGUUGGUGCUGUCGUCACUUGUCCCUUAGAAGUGGUUAAAACACGUUUACAGAGUUCAACUGCUUUUCUCGGGCCGACACGCCUCGAACCACCAGGCUCGACAAAUGGCUCCAGCGAAUUGCUUCGACCCGAACAGCGACGUAAAUUGAGCACAACCAUUUUGCGUAAGAGGUCACAGCCACAGGUGAUUGGGGGUGUGCGUAGGAUAAUGGCUAUCUCACAUUGCGGUAUCUCAUCCACCUCCACAAAGUCAGUGAGUAUCGUGCAGUGUUUAAGGCACAUAGUACAAAAUGAAGGUCCACGCGCCCUUUUCAAAGGCCUGGGGCCGAAUCUCAUUGGCGUAGCGCCCUCCCGAGCGAUAUAUUUUUGCACCUACUCACAAACGAAGAAUUUCUUAAAUAAUUUAAGCUUUAUGCAAACCGAAUCACCGCAGGUGCACAUACUAAGUGCCGCCAGCGCUGGUUUCGUCUCGUCUUCACUAACAAAUCCCAUUUGGUUUGUGAAGACGCGCCUACAGCUAGACUAUAAUUCCAAAGUGCAAAUGACCGUGCGAGAAUGCAUCAACCGGGUUUAUGCGCAAGGCGGGAUAGCCGCAUUCUACAAAGGCAUUACAGCCAGCUACUUCGGCAUCUGUGAGACAAUGAUACAUUUUGUCAUUUACGAGUUUAUCAAAUCGAAAUUGAUUGAAAUGCACAACACACGUCAUGAGGAUGCCAAAUCAUCAAAAGAUUUUCUGGAAUUUAUGAUGGCAGGCGCCGUUUCAAAGACUGUUGCUUCUUGUAUUGCAUAUCCGCACGAGGUGGCGCGUACAAGACUGCGUGAGGAGGGUAAUAAAUAUAAUAAAUUUUUCCAAACGUUGCGAACCGUCUGGAAAGAGGAAGGACGAGCUGGACUUUAUAGAGGCUUAGCGACGCAAUUGCUGCGGCAGAUACCUAAUACAGCCAUAAUGAUGGCCACCUACGAAGCAGUCGUGUAUGUGUUAACACGACGAUUCAAUAAUAAAAGCAAUGAAUUUUACGACUUCUAGAUUUGUUUUCCUUGCGGCCCAAAGCCCAAAGCAAAUGGAACAAUUGUCCGUUUAAUGUGAACGAUUUGAAGUACAACAAGAGCACACCACACCCCUGCAUAAGCAGAAUACACUGUAUAAGUGUGUGUGUGUGUGUGUGUGUUGAUGUGUGUGUGGAUAUGUAUAGGAUACGUGCGAUGCAUAGUAUUUUAUUUUACAAGUUUCUAUAGCUACAAAGUUACUAUGCAACUUUAAGGCUAAAUAAGAAGUUUAAAAAAUGAUUUCUAAUUGAAGUGAGCUUUUAGGCGCGCUUAAGAGUAGACGAUUGAAGACUGCAGAAUGCCAGCGAACAAAGCAUACAACGAAUUGACAACUAUUUUAGAAUAGCUAGAAAUUCUAGAAAUCAAACUAUAGAUGAAAAUUGGUUGCUAUGAAAAGCUUUGCGCGCAAAUUUUAUUAUUACAAUUAUUGCUUUCAUAUAUUUCUUGUGUGUGGGUGUAGCAAAUGAAGCACAACAAUCAAGCAAUCAAUAGAUCAAUCGAAUGAGCGCAUGACAAUAUAUACACUUCCAUAUGCAUACACAUAUGUACUUGAUUAUAUUCCAUUUAGAAAACAAAAAAGGAAGGGCAACAACUCAAAGCUACGUCUGCUCAUAAGUUAAACCUAUUCGAGUAGAAUAAAAUAAAAAAAAAGUUGCUUUUUCGUUUACUCCCAAAUGCAAAAUAACAGUUAUUUGCAAUUUUGAUUUUUUUCUUCUUACUUCAAUGCUUUAAUUUUGCCUUAUCCAUCUACACGUACAUACACACAUAUAUAUUUAAAUUUGUUGUGAUCCAUAUUUUUCCUCAGAACUAUAGGAUACUUAUAGAUCUAGUGACUAGUGUAAGCAUACAAUGUGCUUUUAAAUGGAACCCAAAACUCUAACACACACGCACCUAAACUUGAAUUGCUUAACAGUUACAAAAGAAAGCAAUGUAUGAAAACUUAUGUGUGUAUAAACAUGCACUCUGUAUCAUAAAAUUUAGAAAUAUUAGUUGUUAGUGUCAAAUAAUUUAAUUAUUCCACUUUAAAUGUUAACUAUAAAUUAUUUACGUUAUUAGUUAACUGAGUGGCUAAGUGAUGGAGAGCGAUAAAUCUUAGUUGGAAAUAUCAUAUGCAUAUAGUAUAUAUAUAUAUAUAUACAUAUAUAUAUCCUAAUAUAUAUUAUAUAUACAUUCAUUAUAUGUAUCUAUGUAAAUAUGUAUCUAUAUAACUUGGUUGAGAGCAGCAAGUGUAAACACAAACGUUUUUAGUUCAUAGGUCAAAUACAUUUCAGUCAAUGCGUAUACAUACAUACAUACAUACUCACGCCAUAUACAUUUUAGUUAGUUAAGAACACGUUUGAUUGCAAGAGUAAGUGAUUGCUUUAAUGUUCCAAGAAACAAAACAAACAUACAUAUUUAAUAAUAAAUAUAAUUAAUAAUUUUGUGCAAAUUAUCGACCAUUUCAUAAAGAGUUAUUGAUUAAAAUGGGUGCAAUUCAAAAGCCGUAACCAAAAAGUAAAUUAUUUUGUAAUUUUAAAAGUUGAGAGGAAAUUUUAUUUUAUAUAUUUCACAAAAAUAGCACCAUUUGAAACAAAACUGAGAAAGAAAACAAUGAUUAAGGCUGCUAUAUUGUUAGAUUGCAAAUAAGCUUUUAAAAUUGUUAAACCGAGAAGAAGAAGAAAUAACAUGAUUACUCAUUGAGUAUACUGUUAAAUAUGGUAUAAAUAGGCACAAAAUAUUUAUGCUUUGUAAAUAGUAUAUAAAUGGAAAGAGAUGUGAUUGAGUGUAUGCUAAUUUUGGAAGUCAUAACGUGAUUUGUAGAAUCCUAAAAACGCCUAAAAGUAGACUCGCAAAACUUGCUUACAAGAUGAAAAAAGUUCAUAUGAUACCUGAUCAGGAUUAUUUGACUAAAAUUUUUCAUCGAAUUUCGAUUAACCAUAAACGAAAAAAUCAUUAACUACGCCAUAAGUUGAUGUGGUUAACCGGAUAUGUUAUUGAUAGGUCGAAUUGACGCCCUUUAAUGUAGUUGAGACACGAAUGUUGUAGGGACAUCACUCUCGGUUGAUCUCGUAAAUUUUUGCUAACCAUAAAUUGAAUGCGACAACAAUUCAUAAUUGAAAAACAUGCAACUUGGCAUUUAAAUUCGUCUUAACCAAAUUUCGGAAAUAUAAUAUUUACAUUUGCAUUGAAAUGUUGGGGGUACGGUACACUAGACAGGGCUAGUUUACUGGGGCGGCAGCUCUUGGUCGGGAAAAACCCGAGUCACUCCGACAACGUAGAACCGGCUGCCAUGGGAAUGUUGCAUAUUGGUUAAUUUGCCUUUCAAAGGCUGAACUGUAAAAAAAGGCAAAACAAAAAAAAAAAAAAAGAACGUUCGAUAACUGACGAAAAAUGUGUUUAAUCAUCUGCAAAUCUACUUAUAGGCUCACAUUCUUUUUUGCAGUUCUACAAUCUUUGUGUUACUUGUAAAGUCAACGUCGUCCAAAAAGUCAUUGAUUUGUAUAUAAAUGCAUAAUAAAAAGCUAAAAAAAUAUCGCAAUGCAAUGCCUUGAAAAACAUAACAUAUGAUUAAUAAAUAAAAAGAAAUAUAUAUAAGAAACUUAUUAAAUAUUACACCACAAAGUCCUUAAAGCACAACUGUAGCCAUAGGUAAAAUUAAUUACUGAAUUUUUCUCAAAGUGUUUAAUUCAGCAAAAAUAAUAAUAACGCGUUUUAAACAUAGGCAAGACAAAGUUGAUGCUAAAAUUGGCAGGGUUUAGGAACAUUGGAAGCCCAUACGAAUUAAACUGAAUUUGUUUAUCUUUUUUUUUUUGUUAAGCCAAGCUUAUUUCGUGUAUGUACCUUUUCACCAUUUUUCCACCCUUAAAAUGGGGAAUCCAUCCACAAUUCAAUUUUACUAGAAAUUCACAUUUUUAAGUGUUUUUUAAGUUGAUAGAAAUUGGAUGUUUUUUAACUGUUUAUGCAUAUUUCCAUACAAAAAUACAUAAUUUAAGUAUAAAAAUAAUACACACCCAUUUAUAUAUGCAUAUAUAUGUGAACAUUUUCAUGUUAAUUGUUUUAGCGUGGUAAGCGUGUAUUUUUCGAUUUUGCUUUGUAGCAAAAUUUGCUUAUAAAAUUAUAUUAAAGUAAAAGAAAUACUGAAAAAAAGAUGUAACUAAAAAUUAAUAGGCAGAAGAUGUUAUUGUAUUGUAACUGGGAAGCUAGCUGGAAAACUGAACGAUGAAUGCGAAUAAAAGAACUGUGAAUUAAUUUGUAAUCAGUGUAUUUUACAAUACCUACAAUUGAAAUGAAAUAAAAAUUUUGUUUAAAUAAAAGUUUAA
Molecule: messenger RNA, 5398 nt
Organism: Anastrepha obliqua
Lineage: Eukaryota; Metazoa; Arthropoda; Insecta; Diptera; Tephritidae
Gene: Rim2
Product: mitochondrial carrier protein Rim2
Exons: 7
Coding region: 994-2079 (361 amino acids)
Biological process (GO): pyrimidine nucleotide import into mitochondrion
Cellular component (GO): mitochondrion
Molecular function (GO): pyrimidine nucleotide transmembrane transporter activity
Source: RefSeq, a predicted model, not a curated record